UUCAGAUACAAUGGUCGAUUACUUGCAACACUGUCCUCAGUGCUGAGCAUCGUGGUUACGUUAAAGGUAGUUGCGAUUGUCGACUAAUGGUGUGAUGUAUUUAUUGUUGUUAUUGUGAAGAAUGUACGUACCAUCUUAUGAAUAAAAACUGAAACAUUAAUUUUUAUGUGAUACUAGUGUUUAAAAGAGAUUGGUUAUUAUUGGUAUUGGCCAUAUAUGAUGUUAAGACAUAAUUAGAAUCAUGGUGAAAAGGAUGACAGUUGAUUCAGAAAAGAAACCUUAUCCAGUAAUGGAAAAUCAUAUUGAAGAGGACAAACAGAUCAUCGAAGGAGCAGUUCAAAUUAUAUUGUCCAAGCCUGAUCAUAAAUUUGAACUAGAUGAAGAAGCUCUUGAAUCAUUACUCCUUCAACCUGAUAUAAAAGACCGGCAUGUAGUAGUUGUAUCUGUUGCAGGAGCCUUUCGAAAAGGGAAAUCAUUUAUCUUAGAUUUCUUUCUGAGAUAUAUGAAAUCAAAGUAUGUUUGUAAAAAUAUUACUACAGAUGAUGAUGAUUGGAUGGGACCUGAAAAUGUGCCCUUAGAAGGGUUUUCUUGGCGAGGAGGUUCAGAACGUGAUACGACUGGGAUCCUGAUGUGGUCUGAAAUAUUUUUAGCUACGCUGCCCAACAAAGAGGAGGUUGCAAUAAUCUUAUUAGACACCCAAGGCACCUUUGAUAGUGAAAGUACUGUUCGUGAUUGUGCUACUGUUUUUGCUUUAAGCACCAUGAUUAGUUCAAUUCAAAUAUAUAAUCUUAGUCAGAAUAUCCAGGAAGAUGACCUCCAGCAUCUUCAGCUUUUUACUGAAUAUGGGCGUUUAGCUCUUGCUGAUACUGGGAAAAAACCGUUUCAGAAACUUCAGUUUCUUGUUCGUGAUUGGAGUUUUCCUUACGAAGCAGAAUAUGGCGAGAUUGGUGGUCAAAAAAUACUAGAUAAGCGUCUACAGAUUUCUCAAAAACAACAUCCUGAGCUUCAGUCUAUAAGAAAGCACAUACGUUCAUGUUUUUCUGAUAUAGGUUGCUUUUUAAUGCCUCAUCCUGGACUUAAAGUUGCAACUAACCCAAAUUUUGAUGGAAGGCUUUCAGAUAUCGAACCAGAUUUCAAAAAAUGUUUAAACAAGUUAGUUCCCCUAUUAUUAGCUCCUGAGAAUCUUAUACUUAAAGAAAUCAGUGGACAGAAAGUGAAAGCAAAGGAAUUACUACAGUAUUUUAAAUCAUAUAUAACAGUUUAUAGUGGUGAUGAACUACCCGAACCUAAAUCAAUGCUUGUGGCAACAGCAGAAGCUAAUAAUCUAGCUGCCGUUGCUGCUGCCAAAGAAACAUACCAUGCCAUGAUGGAGGGUGUUUGUGGUGGAGCGAAACCAUACCUAAGCACAGCCUUACUUGAAAAUGAACAUGUAAGAAUCAAAUUGAAAGCCAUGGACCAGUUUUCAAAAAAGAGGAAAAUGGGUGGAGAAGAAUUUUCUGAAACUUACAGGAUGAAAUUGGAAUCCGAUAUGGAGGAACUCUACACUCAAUUCAGAAUGCAUAAUGAAAGCAAAAAUAUAUUUAAAGCUGCAAAAACUCCAGCAGUUUUUUUUGCUCUAGCUGUAGCAUUUUAUAUCCUCUCAGGUGUUUUUGGAUUAGUAGGAAUGUACAGCAUUGCUAAUCUGGCAAAUUUAGUAAUGGGUAUUUCUCUAGUUACUCUCAUUACAUGGUCUUAUGUCAGAUAUAGUGGGGAAAUGAUAGCCAUUGGCGAAAAAAUAGAUGAAGCGGCUAUAUUGCUUUGGGAAAAUUUUAUGAAGCCCACAUAUGAAACUUUUGUUGAAAAAAGUAUCGAACAUGCUGUACAGAAUUCAACUCUACCAUCCAUAACAUCACCAAUAAAGAAAGAUGUAAAUGGAAAACAAUAGCAGUGAUUGAUGUUUUAUUAAAAAUUUGGUCAUUACCUGUGAAAUGUUUUGUAUAAAACAUUUGGUGAUCAUACUGAGUGCCUAGUGACUAUGUAUGUAGAUUCGAAACUUUUUCUUCAUAAGUAUUUCUUUCUGUAAUUGUGAAUGAAUUGGAGAUAUUGUGGGCUAAGUUAAUAAUAUGCCUGUGAUUGGUAGUGUUCUUGAAAUCAAAGAAACGAUGUUGAUGUUUGAAUAUUGCUCUCUAAAAAUAUGUAUAUUUAUAUAUACAUGCAUAUAUAUAUAUAUAUAUAUAUA
Molecule: messenger RNA, 2218 nt
Organism: Nezara viridula (southern green stink bug)
Lineage: Eukaryota; Metazoa; Arthropoda; Insecta; Hemiptera; Pentatomidae
Source: the annotation of a GenBank genome assembly